CGCCUGUUCCUCCUGUUGUCCUGCCUUGUAGGGGUGGCAUUAGCUGCCCCACUGGUCAAGGAGCUAUACCCGAUGCCACCCAGCGUCUUGCGAGCACUAUCCAACCGGGGCACACUUGUGCUGGAAGCUGCCAUGAAGAAUGCCCUGCUGGCCCUGGAAGAUGCACAGGCAGAGCAUUCCCAGAGGGUACAGGAGUGCCAGGAUUGUGUGCUUUGCCUCUUUGGAGAUUGUGGCAAUGGGACCCAGGAAUGUACCUCCUCCGAGCGGCCAACAGAUUCCCUGCCCAGUUGUGAAAGUGUGCUACAAGCCCAGGCAAACCCAGAACCACCUGCCCAAAAUUGGGCCCUCAGCAAAGCCUGUGCUUCGUACCGACGCUUGUGUCUGUACCAAGAACUGGAGUCUGAGAGCUGCAUUCGCCUCAUGGCCAGCCAUUGCCAGCUUCGCCUUCAGGAAUGCCGGCUUGAAAGUGACAUGGACUAUUUGAACACUGUUGCGGAUCAGUCCCUUCCAGGUUUGUGUGGACGCCGUGGCAUUCCAGCCCCCAACACAACACUGGCAAAGGGGAAGAUCGUGGGGGGCAACAGAUCCUGGCCUGGGGCAUGGCCAUGGCUGGUCUCCGUUUGGCUGAAUGGAGAACUGAUGUGCGGUGGGGUCCUUGUGGGUGAUGCCUGGGUCCUCACAGCUGCCCACUGCUUCACCGGAAGCAGAAAUGAGUUGGCCUGGUCUGUGGUUCUGGGUGAUUACGACUUGACGAAGCUGGAUGAAGGUGAAAGGAUUGUGCCAGUUAGUCGGAUCCUUUCCCAUCCAAAGUUCAACCCGAAGACCUUCCACAAUGAUGUGGCCCUUCUGGAACUGAGCACCCCUGUGACCCCCUCGGCCUGGGUCACCCCAGUGUGCUUGCCGGAGCAUCCUGCGGAGCUGGGCAUGGGAACCCUCUGCUACAUCAUAGGCUGGGGCUCACUCUAUGAAGAUGGGCCGGCGGCGGAUGUUGUCAUGGAAGCCCAGGUGCCCAUCCUAGCCCAGGAUAUCUGUCGGAGCGCCCUGGGCUCUCAGCUCUUCACUAGUGCCAUGUUCUGUGCUGGAUAUCUUUCUGGCGGCAUUGACUCAUGCCAGGGAGACUCAGGGGGUCCCCUGACUUGCUGGGACCCUGCGUCUGAGCACUAUGAGCUCUAUGGAAUCACCUCCUGGGGCGAUGGCUGCGGAGAGCGUGGGAAGCCUGGCGUCUACACCCGCGUUGCUGCCUUCACAGACUGGAUACAACAGCAGAUGGAAAAAUCACCAUCCAACCGGGAGCCCACCUGUUUCGAGUUGCUAGCUUUGGCUCAGCUGCCUCCUGAAAAGCAGCAAGCAGAGCUCAGCCACUUGUGUGCCUUCUAUGGCCACCUCUGCUCCCCCUCUGCCAACCCAGCAGCUUGCGCCCAUGCUGCAGAUGAGAAAUGCAAGACAAAGAGGCAACAAUGUGAGCUGCGCUCCUAUGCCCAGACCUUGUUGGAGUUCCUGCGCCAGGCGGAGGAGUUUUUCCGCACUCAGAUUGACUUCUCGUUCUUCACGCACUCCCUCCCGCAGUUCAUGGAGCAGAUUUACAGACACUUCUUCCCUGCUCGAGGGCACCAUGAUUCCAGAGAGCAGAUUGCAGACACAGAAGCUGCCACAAGAGGAGAGGGAGAGGAAGAGGGGCUGCAAGCCGAUUCUAAGGAAAUGCAGAAACGAGAGACCCCAGCAUCUCGCCGGAGGUUCCCUCGGUCCACGCUUCUCUCUUUUGAGUCAUUAUUUGAAGGCACUGGGCCAGCCUUGGUUGACUGGGUGCAGGAGCUCAAUGCCAUGGCAGAAGGUUUGAGAACUUCAACAGAACGGGAGCAGCAACUCUUCUUGCAGCAGACAGAAACAGAGGUGGAGGAGUUGCAAGGCCAGGGUCGGAUCUUCCUUCAGCAGCUGCAAAGAGAUGUGGGCCUGGAUGACACUUUUCCAGAUGUGGGCCCAGAGGAGGAAGGUGCCACCACUCCCCAGACUCCUGUGUCAAAUGACACCCUGCCGACUGAGGUUCAUCCUCAGAGAGAAAAGCGAAGCCUUAUGAUGGAAAAUGCCAGUGUCCUUCCCGAAGCCCUACCCUCCAUUCCUGCUACAGGCUCCCGCUGCCAGGGCUUGAAUGGAUCUGCCCAGCAUGUCACUUCCGUCCGUGACUUGUACCACUGGAUUCUGCAAGUGCCUCAGCAGGAUCUCUCUAUGUCCUUCCAGGAGGUCCUUGUGGACUUGGCCUCCAAGAAUGCCAAGGGCCUGUACCAAGCACGGGUCCGAGCCACCAUUGGACACAAAGUGACCGCCUUUACUGGUCUAGUAGGACUGGAGAAUGACUCACUCUAUCGCAGCAUGCCUGGACUCAUUGCUCUGGCUCUGGAGAGUCUGAAGACCUAACCUGGCCACUCCUUGGGGAUGAUGAACCAGCGGGACACCCGGUCAAGAGAAAGACUAAAGGCAGAAUGGUGUAGCACCCACUUAGCUUGAGGGUAUCUGGGGCUGGGCUCCCACAUGGACCAAAGCCUGGAUGCAGGAACUGAAGAAGUGGGAACACAUCAGCUAGCCACCUCCAUUGGGGUGGACAACUAUUGGGGUUUGGGGCCACACUAUCCAUCCAGGUAACCUUGGCCACAUUCUGGCAUGCAUCCCUGGAAAGAAUUGAAGUAGCUUUGUCCCUAAACACCCCACACAACCCUUGCAAUUCCACCAUGUUUUUUGCCUUCUUUGGGUUAUUUAAGGCCCAGAAAAGGCCUUUUUCUGCCAGUGAUCAGAGCACAGGUGAAUGACGUUUACAUCAGGUUUGGGAGUGUUACCAUACAUCAAAGGAGUCACAGACAGAAUAGGCAAAGUGGUGAGGAAGCACAACCUGCAAAUGGUUUACAAACCGAUGAAGAAAAUCCAGCAAAUGCUUUGCUCAGCCAAGGACCAGAGAGACCCUUUUACAGCCACAGGAGAUUAGCGCAUACCAUGCAGCUGCGGACAAGUCUCCAUAGGGACCACCAAACGCAGUGUGCAAACCAGAA
This is a messenger RNA of Sceloporus undulatus (fence lizard), 3038 nucleotides long. It is a transcript of the gene PRSS56, whose product is annotated as serine protease 56. Gene Ontology annotation, molecular function: serine-type endopeptidase activity. The coding region runs from base 73 to 2412 and encodes 779 amino acids. Gene Ontology annotation, biological process: proteolysis. The transcript is spliced from 17 exons. NCBI's taxonomy places the organism in Eukaryota, Metazoa, Chordata, Lepidosauria, Squamata, Phrynosomatidae. The record is from RefSeq and is a predicted model, not a curated record.